AUGGCGUGGAAAUGGAUCGUUCGGAGGACCCGCGAAUCCAAACCCUUCUUCCUUGCAUUCGCCACCAUAUGCGGCGUCGUUCCGGGCGUCAUAGGCUAUGGCGUUAUGCAACUCACUAACACGCGCAACGAGCAGCUCGAGACCCAUCUUCGCAGAAGUGCUCGUCCCGAAUCAUUGAUGAUGGGGCAAGUCAAUAAAGAGAGACUGGCAGAGUACCUAGGAGAGCUUCAGAGGAAGGAGGAUACUAAUGACCGCUAUGUUGCUGCUCUAAGAGGAGAGACUUUAACUAGAAAACCAUAUGUCAGAAUACAACCAAUUCCAGAGCAAACAGACACCAAGGCUGACAAUGAGCAGAAGAAAUGA
Molecule: messenger RNA, 363 nt
Organism: Sphenostylis stenocarpa
Lineage: Eukaryota; Viridiplantae; Streptophyta; Magnoliopsida; Fabales; Fabaceae
Source: the annotation of a GenBank genome assembly